AUUCGUAACUUCCUUGGAGAGAAGAUUGUUCGUCGUGUACCUCUUCCGGAAGGUGUUACUGCCACUUUGUCCACUUCACAAAAGGACGAGCUUAUCAUUGAGGGAAACGAUAUCCAGCUGGUAUCUCAGGCCGCUGCUCGCAUCCAGCAGUCUACAUCUGUCAAAGAAAAGGAUAUCCGUAAGUUCCUUGAUGGAAUCUACGUGUCAGAGAAGACCACUAUUGUUCAAGAGUGA
Messenger RNA from Cooperia oncophora, 234 nucleotides. The record is from the annotation of a GenBank genome assembly. NCBI's taxonomy places the organism in Eukaryota, Metazoa, Nematoda, Chromadorea, Rhabditida, Trichostrongylidae.